AUGCGUUCCCCCGAAGCAGCCCAUCCGCCGCUGCACUCGAUUGCGACGGAUUACCUCGGCCGAGGGCCGGAGCCGCAGCGACUUCAAGUGCAUGUCGCCUUCGCUGACACGCAGUCCCCCGAUGGCUCUGGAGAAUACGUCCCGCAGCUCACCUAUCCACCCCGCACCGAGCAGCGAUACCGCCCCGACGUCGAGGCGAUGAAGGACGAGCGCCGGCUGUCAGCGUCCACACUGGGGAGCAAGCGCGAGAGCGCCGUGCCGGCUCCAGAGCAGCCGAGACGAGUACGCAACAAGUUUUCCGUGUGGCUUGAUCGAGCCAACAUUCUCUGGCGCUACAGCGAGGAGCAGCACUCGGGCGCAGUCGACAGCGACGACUACAAUGCGCGCCGCCUCCCGAUCUACCUCUACAUCUUUGUGUCUGCGCAUCUGGUCCAGCUCAUCUUGACGGUGUUUGCGAUCCGGACGCGGAACACGAUCCAAGUGAUAGCCCUGGCCGUGUUCAACGCCAUGCUGCUCGUGUAUGCCGGCAUCGAGGUGGCCGAGAUCCGACAGACGCUGGACGUGUAUCCGGCGUCAGAGGAGGUGGCCAGCGCACAUAAACUCCUAACCCUGCCUCUGAAUAUCCUCACGGGCAUCGUGAUCGGCGUCAUCGGGCUGGCAGAAGUCAUCAUCGUGGUGCUGACGUAUUUCGUCUGGCGCGAGUUCGGCUGGCGGAUCUACAAAUUUCUCGGCGCCGACCUGCGCAUCCGCACCUAUUACAGGCAAUACCAAGUGUUCGAGAGCAUUGUGUGCUGCUCCUUCUUCUUCUUCAUGAGUUUCAACAUCCAGUUCCUCUUCCUGAUUCUCAACAACAAGGAUCCCGAAUACGUCCUCACGUGGGUCAUGCUGCCCCUUUCGUUCCUGUGGCUGGCUUUUGGCCUCGUAUGUGCCCGAAGGGAAUGGAGGGUGGCCAUGGGCGUGUUCCUCGUCGGCCUUCUUGCAGGCAUGGCGUACUUCAUCUUCAAGCUUGUGCGGGUGUGGCAGAACGUCGCGCUGUACUAUAAGCUCGGCUAUGAUCACAAACAUACUCGACGGGCGGCGCUUGCCCUCCUCGCCCGCGCCGGCGCCCUACCUCUCAUCGACACACGCGAUGUCGACACGGGCAACAGCCUCAUGGACACGGUCAAGAGCUACUACAGCGUGCGCAAGAGCCUCACCGUCUUCUCGGCCCUGAGUCUCGUCAUGAUCUGCCUGUGUAUCGGGUACGGCGUCGUCGUGUGGCUCAACUUUGGCAAGGGGCUGAGGGAACAUGUCGACGAAGGACGGAAGCCGGGCAUCAUGGCCGAUCUCGCGCCUGCUACUUUCAAGCCGGUCUCGAGCAACCCGGCUAGUCCUAAUAGGCUUACUAUCGACUAA
Molecule: messenger RNA, 1395 nt
Organism: Trichosporon asahii var. asahii CBS 2479
Lineage: Eukaryota; Fungi; Basidiomycota; Tremellomycetes; Trichosporonales; Trichosporonaceae
Exons: 3
Coding region: 1-1395 (464 amino acids)
Cellular component (GO): Golgi apparatus
Source: RefSeq, a predicted model, not a curated record